Molecule: messenger RNA, 3142 nt
Organism: Pelobates fuscus (common spadefoot toad)
Lineage: Eukaryota; Metazoa; Chordata; Amphibia; Anura; Pelobatidae
Gene: TFAP2B
Product: transcription factor AP-2 beta
Exons: 7
Coding region: 378-1727 (449 amino acids)
Biological process (GO): regulation of cell population proliferation; anatomical structure development; regulation of transcription by RNA polymerase II
Cellular component (GO): nucleus
Molecular function (GO): RNA polymerase II transcription regulatory region sequence-specific DNA binding; DNA-binding transcription factor activity, RNA polymerase II-specific
Source: RefSeq, a predicted model, not a curated record
UGGAUGAACGUCACUUACAAUGGUUGGGGAGCUGGGGAGCCUGCUGCAGUUCCACGCUCCAUUUCUCCUCCAUGCUGCCUUUAAAGUAGUCGUGUAAUAUUAAUAGUCAUGAAUAUCAAUUAUUAUGAGGCGGUGUAGAGAGGCAGAGGGAAGGGGCUUCUGAACAGUCUGAGCCUUGCCUUGGGUAGAAGAGGAUUAAACCUGCAGCUCACAAACACACACAGAGAACAAUAUAUACAUAUAUAUAUUUCCUAUUUUGGGGGCAUUUCUUGAUGGAUAGUCUUGGAACCAUCUCAAGCAGUGUUUCAGUGUGUUUAUUCUACAAGAGCCCAUUUUAUUUCAUUUAACUGUUUGCAAGAACCUCGCCUUUUGCCCAGAUGUUAGUCCACACCUAUUCAGCUAUGGACCGCCAUGACGGUGUGCCCAGUCACAGUUCAAGGCUGUCCCAAUUGGGCUCAGUCUCUCAAGGACCCUAUUCAAGUGCCCCUCCGUUGUCACAUACCCCUUCCUCGGACUUUCAGCCACCUUACUUCCCACCACCAUACCAACCUCUACCAUACCACCAAACACAGGACCCCUAUUCUCAUGUCAACGAUCCAUACUCCCUAAACCCUCUACACCAGCCCCAGCAGCACCCCUGGGGACAAAGGCAAAGGCAAGAUGUUGGCUCGGACACUGGAUCCCUCUUGCCCCAACCCAGAGCUUCAUUGCCCCAGCUCUCUGGACUUGAUCCUAGAAGGGACUACCACUCAGUGAGGAGGCCCGAUGUUCUCCUCCACUCAGCUCACCAUGGUCUGGAUUCUGGCAUGGGGGAUGGCCUGUCUCUACAUGGGAUAGGCCCCCCAGGAAUGGAAGAUGUCCAGCACUGGUAUUUUUUGUCUCCACAGUCAGUUGAAGAUGCCAAUAACGCUAUGAAUAUAUUGGAUCAGUCAGUUAUUAAGAAAGUUCCAGUCCCACCGAAAUCUGUGACCUCUCUUAUGAUGAAUAAGGAUGGUUUUUUGGGAGGUAUGUCUGUGAAUGCAGGAGAGGUGUUCUGCUCAGUACCUGGUCGCCUGUCCCUGCUCAGCUCCACAUCUAAGUACAAAGUGACAGUGGGGGAGGUCCAGAGACGUCUGUCCCCACCAGAGUGUCUGAAUGCCUCCUUGCUUGGUGGUGUACUCAGAAGAGCAAAAUCGAAAAAUGGGGGGAGAUCUUUACGAGAGAGGUUAGAGAAAAUCGGCUUGAAUUUGCCCGCAGGCAGGCGUAAGGCAGCCAACGUUACGCUACUAACCUCACUGGUGGAAGGUGAAGCUGUCCAUUUAGCUCGGGAUUUUGGAUAUAUUUGUGAAACCGAAUUUCCAGCUAAGGCAGUGUCAGAAUAUCUCAACAGACAACACACAGACCCCACUGAUCUGCACUCCAGAAAGAACAUGCUCCUGGCUACCAAGCAGCUUUGUAAAGAGUUCACAGACCUCUUGGCUCAAGACAGAACUCCCAUAGGUAACAGCAGGCCCAGUCCAAUUUUGGAACCUGGGAUCCAGAGCUGCUUGACUCACUUCAGUCUUAUCACCCAUGGCUUUGGAUCUCCAGCCAUCUGUGCUGCUCUGACAGCUCUCCAAAACUACCUUACUGAGGCCCUCAAAGGAAUGGACAAGAUGUUUUUGAACAACAACGGCACUAACAGGCAUACUUCUGGAGAAGGUCCAGGCAGUAAAAACGGGGACAAGGAAGAAAAACACCGAAAAUGAAAGCAGAAAUUACAAAUACUGAAACACCUUUCAUUUUAGCUUUAAUAUGUUGGACUGGCUUUGGAAAAAAUACAACUAUAUAUAGAUAUAUAUCAGAUUGAGCCCCAUCAGAGAACCAACCUUUGAUCCAACUGCACAGAGACAAACCAGGCUCAUUAUCUGAGGACCAGGACGCUUGCAAUCCAACUCCCUUUGUAAUAUCUUAAUUUUUAACAAAAAAACAUCACACUUUCUAAGAGACCCUAAGAAGAACAAUCACCUAUUGGAGAAAUACUGGAGGAACAUUUUUGAUUCUUUGGUUCCUGAGAUGCACGUUUAUCAUAUAAAGAGCUUUCUUCAGAAUCAUAACAAAAAAAAUGGAAUUUGAUCAUUUGCUGUGGAACAUUCAGAUACCUUGUUGCCAUCUCACCAGUGUGUUGAAAUUUUUGCCAAUCAUUUCCACAUGUAGAGUUUUUAACUGUGGACUAACUAUUGCAGAUGAGGCUAUGUGUGAUGAUGAUGACACUGGUAUCAGGAAGCCCUCAAUGUGUCAUCCAUUAUUCUAUUACCCAACAAGAGGAUGUUUUUAUUUUAUUUUUUAUCUCUUGAUUGUUUUUCAUACUGUUCUGGACAUUAUUUGUUGUAAUAUAUGUGGUUUGACAAUUCACUGUAAAACAUGUUGCCAAGUGUUUGUACCCCUUGGUUAAAGGUCCCCCAUAUAAGUAAUAGAAUUUAUGUUGAUUUAUACUUUCCUACUUUUAUUUUUUUUAUUUUUUUAUUUCUGUAUUAUUUUGUUUCAGGCAUUUAGCAGUGCUAGCCUGGAAUGGAUAUACAACAUUCAAUAUGUGUCCUUGUUCACCAAGGAUGUUGUUCUGUAACUGUUAUAUUAGUAGUAUUAUACAACCCUCUUUUCUCUUUAAAUGCCAUUGGAUAAUACAAUAAAACACAUACCUUAACAAUUUAAUUCAGCCAGCACAAAAAAUAAAAUAAAAAAUAAAAUCAAUAAUUUGGCUCAGGAAAUCACACAAAAGCAAUUAAAUAUAUGAAUUUACUGUAUUUGCUAUGUAUACAAUAAAACUGGUCAUACACGUUACGUCUACGUUUUCCUCUUCAGAAGGGGGGCGUUUAAAGGAUUAAUCAUCGACUGAUAUGGAUAGCUUUUUCAGAGCAACAUGUUAUCUAAAUGGAAAACUAAAAAAAAAAAAUCAACCCUCCCAUAAAAAAAAAAUAGGUAUGACCACUUUAAAUGAUUUUACAAUACCAUACCACUAAUUAUUGGAGAGGGGAAGACAACCUCUCUCCAUAUUUCAAACCCCUUAGAUAUAUAUACAUUUUAAGAGCACUUUUAACCCCUUCACGAGGUAGAAAAAAAUAUAUUUAUAUUAAGGCAGUACUAUAAAGUUAAAUCAGCUCACAUAAACAUUAGUAAUAACUGC